UGGAUGUCUACAACUCUGCAGUAGAUGAUUCUGUAUUAAUAUAAAAUAUAAGAGCUCCUGUCAGACUUGCCGGAUUCACAGAACCUUCACACGCCUCGGAUUUUAAUGGAGUACAGGAGCAUUUGGAUCGUGCUGUGAAUGAAGAACAUCAUUAACACAAAGAAGCUUCUGUUUGUUGUUUGAGCUCAUUGGAUCUUCAUGUUGGUGUUCAAGCUGUCAAUCAUCUUCUGACCCCGCCCACAUCCCCUUCUACUAUGAGCAGCAGUUUUGAGAAAGAGGGCGGGGUUGUUGCAUCUCCUCCCUCAUUAUAUGACCAAGCCCCUCGAAGCAUCCCACCUCUGGCUCCUCCCCUUCCCCCGCCCCUUCCUGUGAGAAACCCUGCGGGGAGGAAGAGGAGGGUGAGGAGCUUCUACUGGAAACCGAUUCCUGAAGAUCGUGUCAAGCAGCAGAACGGGCCGAACCUGUGGAGCAGCAGAGAUCCGUUCCACAUCGACAUCAGAGCCAUCGAGGAGCUGUUCGGAUACGAGGACACACCCUCGUUCACAACAACCUGCUGUGUGAUCGGACGAAGACACGCUUCUGAGAAAGAUCUCAGGCCGCAGAUCACCAUCCUGGACUCCAAGAGAAGUUUGAAUGUCUGCAUUUUUCUGAAACACUUCAAAAAGUCCAGUGAGAGUCUUCUGGAUGAUAUUCUUCGUGGAAACACAGGCGUCUUCAGCGUGGAGUCUCUCAGAGAGCUGCUGAAGCUCCUGCCGGAGGAGGACGAGGUGAAGAAUCUUCAGAUAUUCAAUGGGAAUCCUAAAGACCUGGCGCCGCCUGAUGCUUUCAUACACAAGCUCAUCCAUUUACCCAGGUAUGAGGUCCGUCUCGAGGCUCUGCUGUUAAAGGAAGAGUUUUUCCCUUCAUACACCGUCAUGAAACAUGACAUGACCAUCAUCCUGAGCACCAUUAAAGAGCUGUUGAGCUGUGAGGAGCUUCACAAUGUCCUUCAUUUAGUGCUGCAGGCUGGAAACAUCAUGAAUGCUGGUGGAUCUGCUGGUAACGCCGUGGGCUUCAAACUCUCGUCUCUGCUGUCAUUGGCUGAUACUAAAGCCAACAAACCUGGAAUCAACCUUCUGCACUUUGUUGCUCUGGAAGCUCAGAAGAAAGAUCUGCUCAUGUUUCCAGAGAAACUUCAGCAUGUUCAGCAAGCAGUGCGAGUGUGUGUUGACAGCAUCCAUGAUGAGUUUCACACUCUGACCAAAAGAGUUCAUCAGUUACAGCAAACCAUCCACUCAGAUGAUGAGCUCCUGAUGCAGCUGCAGUCCUUCCUACGGAGCGCCGCUGCAGCUCUGGAGGAUCUGAGGAUCAGUAUUGAUGAGGUUCAGAGGGAAGGAGAUGCUCUGAUCGAUUUCUUCUGUGAGGACAGAGGCGUCUUCAAACUGGACGAGUGCUUCCGAAUUUUCCAGAAUUUCUGCUCCAAAUUCAAAAAAGCAGUUCAGGAGAACGCGGAGCGAGGAAUGUGGGAGGAGUCUCGGCGCAAGCGUCUGAAGGAGUCAGAGGACAAGCGGCACUCGUGGGCGGGGCAUGGGGAUAUGGGCGGAGUCUCCAUCUUGCGGUCCAAUAGUGAAGCAGAUGUGGCAGCGGUGUUAAAGAGGGAGGGGCUUCUGGAGCUGCUCAAGACGAGUCGUCACAGUCCACGUCGCUCACCGCAACAGAAGAGCGUGACCUUUGAACCCUGUGGAUCGGAUACACUCGUACUUCCUCCAAUACACUCGCUCUCCAUCACAAACACGACAGAGGAGCCAAAGAUCCAAAAUAAGACUCUUUCCAUGCAAGAAUCGCAGAACAACGACCUUCAAACACAAAGCCAGGAAACAUCGGGAAAUACAGAACUGACUCCAGAUGUGACCUUUGACCCCUGUGGAUCGGAUACACUUGUACUUCCUCCAGUACACUCGCUCUCCAUCACAAACACGACAGAGGAGCCAGAGAUCCAAAAUAAGACUCUUUCCAUACAGGAAUCGCAGAACAACGACCUUCAAACACAGGAAAAUACAGGAAAAACAUUGGGAAAUACAGAGCUGACUCCAGAUGUGACCUUUGACCCCUGUGGAUCGGAUACACUUGUACUUCCUCCAAUACACUCGCUCUCCAUCACAAACACGACAGAGGAGCCAGAGAUCCAAAAUAAGACUCUUUCCAUGCAAGAAUCGCAGAACAACGAUCUUCAAACACAAAGCCAGGAAACAUCGGGAAAUACAGAACUGACUCCAAGCGUGACCUCUGACCCUUCACGAAUCAGUUUAGUGGUAGAAUCAGAGGUUGUUAAUGACGAAUCAGAGAGAAAAACUAAAGGUAUUGUCCAACCUACAAAAGAGUCGCUCAAAACCAGCACUGGAGCGAAACAAACAAUCAGCAAACGAACCUUCAUCUCUAAAAACAGAGCAUCUCUUUCUGCAAAAUCACCUUCAUCUUCCAUUAAACCAUCGACAUCAUCUCCUAAAUGUGUGUCCGCCUCUGAAACCGCGAGUUUGAGGAAGCUCAUUCCUCUCCGGCAGCCCCGUAGUUCUUCUGCACAAAUUCAGGAGCGAACCAAUCGAAGCGUUCUCAGCCGCGCAAAGAAGACGCAAGCGUUUCGUCCGGAGGAGAAGAUGUGUCGCGUUACACUCUGCGGCCUCGACUGUCCCAGUCCUCAAACCUCAAACCGCAAUUCCACGGUCAAACCGCCCAGCUUCGCUCGCAACACCGUGGCGUCAACGACACGCCACGCCACCACUCCUGGAAACCAGGCUAAAGCGCCUGCACUGACCCGCGCGGCUUCACUAAGGCUCUCUCAGGUCCUCAAACCGAUGCAGACGCCUGCUGAAAAUGUUCGCCCGUCGCCCCCUGCUGGAUGCCUGAGGAAGAGCAGCAGCGCCACCUCUGAAAGCUCAGUGUUUACUCGCGGGUCUCGUGAUAAAAAUGUCAAACCCACAUGGAAGUAGAGAGAAAGCUAUGCUAGUACUGUUCAAAAGUUUGGGGUUUUUAAAUGUUUUUGAAAGAGUCUCUUCUGCUCACAAAGGCUGCAUUUAUUUGAUCAAAAAUACAGUAAAAACAGUGAACAGUUUCAGUUACACUUUCAGCGGACACUUUCAGUUAAUGUUCAUUUUUAAGCGUGGCAGUAGCAUCAAAAGUAGAGAGUUACAUUUAUUCAUUUAGCGGUUGCUUUCAUCCAGAGCAACAUUUUUCUGUAGCACAGUAACGUGAGAAACUGAACUAAAACAUGACUAACUAAACUAAAAUACAUUGUCAUGCAAAAUCAAUUUAAAAUAAAAAUUAAACAAAGGAAUUG
Sinocyclocheilus rhinocerous is the source of this 3313-nucleotide messenger RNA. Its product is annotated as FH2 domain-containing protein 1. Bases 255 to 2966 code for a protein of 903 amino acids. Lineage: Eukaryota; Metazoa; Chordata; Actinopteri; Cypriniformes; Cyprinidae. The record is from RefSeq and is a predicted model, not a curated record. The transcript is spliced from 13 exons.